GGCUUGACAAGCAGUCACCUGACCAGCUUUCCUACAUAGGAGCAGGCAGCAGCUGUAUAGCAUGAUCUGUCGCCUCCUCCCCUGGUGAGUGACAUCACUGAUUCGGGGGACAUGUGUAGCCACAGGAGGAUGGCGGAGGCAACAGACGUGUGUCCCAGCGGUGACAAUGCAGGGGAGCAGAGCACCGACGACAUAAGCUGAAGACAAUGCCAGGAGAUGUGUGCUUUCCGGGUGGAAGACAGGAUCCUUCAGAUGAAGAUGAUAUACAGACGGCUCUUCGAGAAACCCAAGAAGAGAUCGGCCUCUGCCCCGAACAGGUGCAAAUUAUUGGCAGGUUAUCACCUCAUAUCGCCAAGUCUCCCAUCAUGCUUGGUCUACCCAAUUGUCGGCAUUGUCGACGACACAUUCCAGCCAACGCCGAACCCCAGUGAAGUGGCGGACAUCUUCCUUGUCCCUUUGGAGUUCUUCAUUAGCUCAGAACACUAUACCGCUCGAGAAGUAAAUGUACCGCCUUUUGGAUUAGUGGUUGUCCAUCAGUUCAUCUACAUGGACCCAGACACCGAAAAAUCAUUUACUAUAUGGGGACUAACUGCCCACUUCGCCUUAAUGCUCGCAAUCAUCCUUUUGGAGAAGAGGCCCUCCUUCGAUCCAGAGUUUGAUCUGGAAGGUGGCUUAAAUGGGUGGAAACGUUUCCUGAUCAAUCCGAGCAAAUUGUAAAGGCAAGCCUGAUAAUUCACUGUCAGAAAAUCAGAAGUUCUAAUAUAAACUAGAUCUCACAAUAUGAAGGAUGGUUUACAGUGGAACUGGAAAUGUUGGUGUCCGUAAAGGACAGGUAAUUCUAAGUUUUACCAGUUUGAAGGUGAUGCAUCGGCACUGAACCCAUUAAAGUGAGAAAAGUAUCUAACAAA
Bufo gargarizans (Asiatic toad) is the source of this 908-nucleotide messenger RNA. It is a transcript of the gene NUDT7, whose product is annotated as nudix hydrolase 7. Gene Ontology annotation, molecular function: magnesium ion binding; manganese ion binding; acetyl-CoA hydrolase activity. The coding region runs from base 217 to 717 and encodes 166 amino acids. The transcript is spliced from 3 exons. Gene Ontology annotation, biological process: coenzyme A catabolic process; nucleoside diphosphate metabolic process. The record is from RefSeq and is a predicted model, not a curated record. NCBI's taxonomy places the organism in Eukaryota, Metazoa, Chordata, Amphibia, Anura, Bufonidae.